Benincasa hispida (wax gourd) is the source of this 693-nucleotide messenger RNA. The record is from RefSeq and is a predicted model, not a curated record. NCBI's taxonomy places the organism in Eukaryota, Viridiplantae, Streptophyta, Magnoliopsida, Cucurbitales, Cucurbitaceae.
AUGGAGUCUGGUCCUUCUAAUCCUGUCCAAUUGUACCAACAAAACACGCAUCAUUCACAGAUAGUAUGGGAUAGUUCGUCCACUACAGUGUUGAGUUGUCGGAGGAGGGAGGCGACUACACAGAGUACUAUCCCAUUUGAUCAUCGCAUCAUUUCAUACGUUCAGGAGGCGAGUUUUCUUGAGGUUGCACAGAUUGGUUUCAUCCAGCAUGAUUGGCACAUGAUUACUGCUCUAAUUGAGCGCUGGAGACCAGAGACCCACACAUUUCACCUGCCCUGUGGGGAAUGCACUAUUACGCUGCAGGAUGUCGCCGUACAAUUUGGGUUUAGAGUGGACGGGCAACCACUGACAGACUCACUACAGUAUGAUUGGAAGAACGUCUGUGAAGAGCUCUUAGGCGUUCUACUAGAGGAUCUGAAGGGAUCAAGAUUGAGUAUCCCUUGGUUGGCGUCCCAGUUUCCCGAAUUACCUUCUGAUGCCGACGACUACAGCAUACAUAGGAAAACCGAGAGGAAGAAGAAAAAAGAGAUUUUGAGAGAUUUUGGAAAAUUUAAGGUGCUUUCUAUUGAAAUUUCUCAUUGGAUGGCUUUGAGUUCUGAAAAUUCUUCUUUUUCUCGCCGAAAAAACAGGGGUAUCAGGGAGAGUUUGGUCGAUUCCGGGAGUUCUAGGGCAAUUCGGACGUCAAAACUUUGA